Molecule: messenger RNA, 4177 nt
Organism: Portunus trituberculatus (swimming crab)
Lineage: Eukaryota; Metazoa; Arthropoda; Malacostraca; Decapoda; Portunidae
Product: stress response protein nst1-like
Exons: 9
Coding region: 229-1464 (411 amino acids)
Source: RefSeq, a predicted model, not a curated record
UCACACUGCUCUAGGAAGGUGCGGCGCCUGAGGACGUUGUCAGUCCCUACGACGCCGCAGUUGGCCACGGUGGUGUCCCCUGCCCGUGCCUCCGUCAGCCACUCCUAGCAGGUCCUCCCAGCAUCGCCAGUCUCAUCUCUUACUGUUGGUGUGUCUGGAAAGCACGGCAAGUGUUAAGAAGGUAACAACACUAACAUAAUCAGGGCGAGUCGAGCCGGCGUGGACGUGAUGGAAGGCGUGCGGGCGGUCUGGGUGCUGCUGGCGCUGGUGGCGGGUGUGUUUGCCGCCCCACCCACGCCCACAGACACCAAACGUUCCGGCGAGGACAUUCAGUUCGGCAACCAGCAGAACCCCCCGGUGAGUCUCCUGGAUGACAACGCUAUGGCCGGAGCCUUCCCCUCCAGCGAGACCACCGAGGAGUUACCCACGCCUGUUGCACAAACACACAAACAGGAGGCCGUGGAGGUAGCCGUAGGAGUUGCAGCACAAGCAGUAGUGGAUGGUCUGAAGGAGGAACAAAAGCAACAACAGCAGCACCAACAACAAGAACAGGAGCAAAAAACACAGCAAGAAGAGCGACUAAAACAGGACAAAGAUGAGGCUGUGGAGCAAGAGGACAAAGACUCGAAGGAGGAGGAGGAGGAGGUCAAGAGGCAACAGCAGCAGCAACAACAGGAGACACAAAUAGCAGACGUGGAGGCAGCGGGAGAGGAACAGCAGAGGUGGGAUGACGAAACAAAUCUGUGGCACAACCAACCAGCUGCACACGACUUCUACCGCUCGUAUCUGAAUGUACCUCGCAUCAUUGGUAACGGUAUUCCCUCACUUGCCUCCCGCCGCCGCCGCUCUCUCCACCUUCCUCCACUCCGCUCACACCCAAUCAAGGGAGGCACCCUGGCCGGCGUGAGGACCUUGCUGGGACGCGGGCAGCAGCAGCGACGCAAGAGGGACCUCAGACGGUUCCGCAGAGACCUCAAUAUGAACGGCAUGGACCUCGACCGUCUCCUGAAGAACGUGGAUAUGAAGGAGCUACUGUCCCUGCUGUCCCGACCCCAGCACCACCAGGAGGGUUACGGCACGGUGCACUACGCCCCUGCUCCAGCUAGAUACGCCCCACAGCCCAAGCUUUUCCCUGACUACGAGGAGGAAUGGGGGGAAGAUGCCGAGGAGUUGUUGCGCCACGGCCUGAGAGCAGAGCAGCCAGCCGAGGGAGUGUCCCCGGUGGCAGUGGUGAUGCCUCCUGGUCGUGUGUGGCGCAAGUCCAGUCCACCUGGCUACGGGCUGGCCAGAGUACCAGGUUUCAAGCGCUCCUCGGCCUUCAGAUCCAACACACUCCAGGACCCCCCGCCCCAGGCCACGCGACCCUUCCCAGCCCUCACCCCCCGUGACGUGUACUCUCUGGCAGCCAUGCUUGGGGCUGAAAGAGACCCACUAGGUCGCCGCAUCCGCCGGGCCGCCAUGUAAGGGCCUCCACACACACUACCGGACAACAACCCAGCCAAAGGUCUAAAGUUCUCCCUGGCCACGCCGUUCAAAGGAGGAAAGUCUGUGUUCCACGUUCGAUUGAGAGCUAUUGUUGUUUAAGUGUCUUUUCCCGUCCUUCUCUUUACCCUUCUCAUCUUUCACCGAUUUGAGAACAUGUAAAACACCAGAAUAAUAUCCUCAAAACACACACACACAUACAUACACACACACACACACACACACACACACACACACACACACACACACACACACACACACACACACACAUGAAAGGAGCUUACCUAUACAUACACUACUGUGUUUCACCUUGGACAUUUAAUCGUUGCAUGCCCGUGUAUACUGCAAGGGUGUAUCAUUCUGCUAGGUGUCACAUUACAUCGUAUACAUGUAUGCACCUGAAGUGUUGUAUAGUACGUCUCUGGUGACUCUUCAUCUGUGCAGGGACACCAGCCUGUGUUAUCAUGAUUAGGUCUUUUCACUCCCUGACCUGCACAGUGCACGUGGCUGUCUGCCUUACAGAAACACCCGGCACGACAAACGUCAUCCUGUGAACUGUUCCAAUCGAAAGAGAUCAUUGAAGACCAGGAACACUACAAACAAUGGUUACUAUACAACAAUUACCAUUUUCAGCCACACAAACAAUGGCAGGGUAACUUUCAUGUCAGGGGUGUACGGGUGACCUCAAAUGUUGUCAAGCCAAACUCAGCCCUCAAGUUAGUAAAAAGAUUGACCUAACUUUUACCAAUAAAAUAUAUAUAUAUAUAUAUAUAUAUAUAUAUAUAUAUAUAUAUAUAUAUAUAUAUAUAUAUAUAUAUAUUCAAACGCUGCAAAACGCAUUUCUCGUGUCUUAGAUGCUUGUGAUGUCUGUAUCUAAGAAGGCUUUGCGUCGCCUUACCCGAGGCACCGGGACACAGCCACAGACCCUCCUCGGCUAGAGCAGAUUGCGGGUGUGAUUAAAGGCACUUGUUAAGAUUUAACAGUGACCAGAUCAAGAAAGCUUCUGAAGUUCAUUGCCGCUACAUCUACAUAACCUGACCUUAACCACCUUGACCUAACAUAACAGGUGACUUCGGUAAGAGACACUUCCCAAAUAACACCAAUAGAAUUUCCCACUGCCGCUGCCGUGUCUCGUGUACGCACACACCUGACACAGACACUGACACUGACUCUGGGGGCUUUAAGUUGGUCUGCAUUGACUGACAGACAUCACCUAUCACAACACUCGGAACGGACGACCUUCGCGGUGAUGUAGAGGAGACUAUUUGCCGCAAUUAUACCGAUUACAUUACAGUAAGACUUAUUUAACUUUACCAAACUAAUCUAAUUUUAAAGACUCAUUCCUUGCCUCUAACUAGCUUUCGAAGUGCUACACAUGCUGCACUCACUCAGGAUAACUUCUACAACGAGUUUAUGAAGCGACAUUGAAACACCGACGAACAGCAGGAUAGGAAGGAAGCAAGCCGCACCUCCACCACCCACUCACUCACUCCACAGCACACCACCAGUCCACCACUCACUCACUCGCCACUCCUCCUCCCUGACAGUACAAUGCUGAACACUUACCAUUUCAUCCUGUGUCCCUUUCUGCGUCGUCUGCCUCAGGGUUUAGUGUAUUCGUGCAGCCUAGAGAAACUUAACGCGUCACUCGGGGCUCGUUCACCACCAGAAGAGAGGAACAACAUUACAACAUGGCUGGUUGGCUGUUCAAGACUCUCAGAUCGGUUUCGGCUCGAUUUUCCAAUAUUGCUACUUUUCCACAGCAGAGUUAGAUACUGAAUCGUCUUAUCUAUUGAUCUUAAUCAUAUGUUCUAUUUAUUGGUCUAGUCAAAUUACAUAUAAGUAUUUCUCGUAGCCGAACUUGAAAACUGUGAUUUUCUAGAAAGAUGAUAAUGCUGAGGACAUGAAAGCGAAGUUAGGAAAGCACUGUAGUCGUGAUUAACUCUACAACUCAGCCUUUAAUAAAGAAAUAUCCUCAAGCCGUUCAGAAAAGCCUCUUGUUAUGUAUAAACUACAAUAGUCUAGUGGCCAGGGAGAAUUUUAGCGUGGAGCAAACAUAAUAUUCAGUGUGUGCCGCCAUCGGAGAAAACGUAGGCGCCAGUCAGUGUUGUGUUCAUCUACUGUAUAGUGGCCAGUGUUGCUCCCUGAGGCACGGCAAGGAGGAGGAAGAAGGGAGAAGGGACAGCGGUGAGGGAGCAGAGACGUGAUACUCCCACCACCUUCCUUCCUUCUAGCCUGGCCUGCGUCACGGAGUCACUCUUAACCCCAUGCAUAACUUGUAACAUGUAGUCCAAUACUGAGCUACUGUCCUAUGUGUCUUGACUCACAGCGGUGGUCAGAGAGAGAGAGAGAGAGAGAGAGAGAGAGAGAGAGAUAAGAGGAGAGGUAAUGACGGAAGCACAAUACUUACUGAUGCAUGUCUAAUAAGCGAAAACCGUGAUGGUAGUGUGUAUUAUAACAGUCCCUGAAGACUGCGAUGUUAUUCCUUCACAAACAUAAGGUAAACACACACACACGUCAGAUUUGAUCAUUAUCAUCUAUAUAGAAAAAAAUAUAUAUAUAUUGUCUAUUUCUCAAGUAUUGGAAUAUGUGAAAAAAAAGUAUUAUAUAUUCUUCUGAGAUUGGUUAUAGAUGUAUUUAUUUUAUUGUUGUGGUGUAAAACAUAUAUAUAUGAAAUAAACGUCAUUAGAUUUUU